Messenger RNA from Lucilia cuprina (Australian sheep blowfly), 6020 nucleotides. RefSeq names its product probable serine/threonine-protein kinase DDB_G0282963. Gene Ontology annotation, molecular function: transcription coactivator activity. Gene Ontology annotation, biological process: regulation of transcription by RNA polymerase II. The record is from RefSeq and is a predicted model, not a curated record. NCBI's taxonomy places the organism in Eukaryota, Metazoa, Arthropoda, Insecta, Diptera, Calliphoridae. Bases 306 to 5993 code for a protein of 1895 amino acids. The transcript is spliced from 6 exons. Gene Ontology annotation, cellular component: mediator complex.
CCGCGUUCAAAACCAACCAACCAACAAACAAACCCAAAGAGAUAAAAACAAAACUUUGCAUUGGUCUUCAAAAGUAUGGAAAAAAAAACAUAUUGAUAUACAAUAUUAAAAAUAAUACUAAAAAUAAAUAAAAAAAAACUCAAAAUAAAACCAAUACACAACAGCAACAUUGUUGUCCAACAUUGACUAGCAACAAUUGUUAUAAACAAAAUGUUUUGGAAAUAGACGAAAAAAAAUCUAUAACUUUAUAAAUAAUAAUUAAAAAAAACAAUAUUCAACUACAAAAUUGUUGAGCUAAAAACUAAAUGUUCUUAAUAAUCUUAGCAUUUUUAAUGAAAUUCGCUGACAUUUCCAAAAUGCAGAGUAAACGCUGUAUUAACAACAAUAAUAAUACUAAUAACAACAACACUAACAUCAUGUCACAAAAACGAUGGCAGCAACAAAAUGCUAAUAAAACAAAUUCAAAUUCUAGCAGCACUAGUUCAGGCUGUGAUAGUUCAGCUUCCUCGUCUUCUAAAGAAAACUAUCAACAACAACAACAGCAACAUCAUUCUUUAACUCCCCAACAAGUUCAACAAUUGCGUCACUAUCAACAAUUACAGCAGCAACAGUUACAAUUGUUGCAUCAACAAUUAUUGCAAAGAAAACAUUUGCAACAACAGCUACGUGAACAGGGUGUGGAAAUUAAAAGACCUCCCACCAACUCCACAACAGCAACAUUAACAUGUAAUCAACAAUAUUUAAAACAAUUAAGAUUGCAGCAACAACAACAGCAGCAGCAACAUCAUUUGUAUAAUAUGAGAUUGCCUCAGCAACAUCAACAGCAGCAACAUGUUGAUAAUUUUAUGUUUCAUAAUAAAAAUCGUAAUCUAAAUGAUAUUUUAAAUAAUAAUAAUAACAGUAAUCUGUCUCCCGAAUUACAACAUCUAAGUAAUGGUGGUGGUCGUAUGAUUUUUAAAGGACAAAAAUCCUGUCGUGGCAUGACAGAAUUCUCUACAAACAACGACAUCAACAAUAAAACUCAUUUAUCAUCUCAACCGCUUCAAAAUUCACCACGCCAUCAUUUCACACCAUAUCCUACUUCUAAUCCAUCAUCAUCAAAUAUCACAACAACACAACAUCUUACAUCCUUAACUAAUAAUUAUCCCAUUCAUAACACAAAUACACAAUCAUCUAAUGCACAAUUUAAUAAGCAACAAUUUACACAAACACUAAAACAACAACUUAUUAACAAUAACAAGAAUAAUCAACAAACACUUCCUUAUAAUAAUUCUUCUGCAAAUGCUGCACGCACUCCAUCGUCGAAUGGAUCGUCAGUAACACAUUCCCCUACGCAUCAUCACUAUCGUAAGCCCUUUAAUUCGCCAAAUAAUUCACCAUUCGCAUACUGUGGCGGCGGUGGGAAUCAGCAACACCAACAACAGCAGCUGUUGCAGCAACAGAGGCGCAAUAGCGGUAAAUUACCGUUUUUAACUCACACUCAGUAUCAGCAACAUUUGAAUGAUUUGCUCUCACAACAGCAGCUAUUGCAACAACAGCAACAACAACUGUUGCAAAGCAAAGACGCCUCGGAUGAGAGUGAACUGAGCGAAGAGAGUUUAAAACAAAAUGUGGCCAUUGUUCUGAAUAAUUUGGAUCGUUACAAUAACGCUCUGCGCAGUAUUAUUUUGAAUGAACAGGUCAACACUAACAGUAGUGUGUUUUACGACGAAAGUGAUUUGAAUUUUUUUACUGGUGGCAACAACAAUAGUGUUAAUUUGCAACAUCAACAUCAACUAUCAACAAUGGCUACAGCUAUAACGCCAGAAUCCGAUUACAACAGCAAUGCAACAACGCCUGGAUCACGCAGCAACAUGUUGCCCUACGAGUCCAGCGGCAAUAUGUUGCCACAUAAUCAACAACAGCCACAUCAACAUUUGGUAGGUUUUUCAAACACAAAUACGGGUGGUGGUGGUGUCAAUAGUGGUGGUGUAUUGAAUAAUGCUUGUGGUGUUGGUUAUAUGGGCAACAAUUUAAAUUGUUCUCUUGCUUCAUCUCACGAUUUUACUCAUGACAAUUCUGAUUAUCAGUGGUUUUUGGACUAUGGUUAUCGAGAUGGUUGCGGCGGUAUGCAACGCAGCGUUUUAUCCUCACUGUCGGCUUCCUACAAUGGACUGGGCGAUUUAAUCUAUGAGGAUUUAGCUAAAAAUCUCGAUGCCAAUUUGGCCGAAGUCGAUAUGGAAAGUUUUCGGGCCGAAGACAUACACUCAUUACUCUCACAAUUACCCUCGUAUUGUAAAAGCCUGGGAGGUAAUCGUCUGCAACAGUCAUUAAUGUUGCAACAACAACAACACAUGCUACCCUCUAACAAUUGUCAACAUCACAUGGCACACAACAUGUCUCAAACAUCUACUACAUCAACAAAUGAUUUAAUAGAUAAUUCCUUCUGUAAAUCGGAAUUGCUUUUUUCACCCGUCAAAGAAUCGCAUAUUUCAGUGGAUUCUUUAGAUAUGGAUGCUUACCCAGAUGAGGGUGAUAUAAUACUGACAUGCAAAGCCAACAAGGAUAAUUAUACAAUUGCAUUUGAGGGUAGUGUUUUGUAUUCAGAUGAAAGUUUUUAUGAACCCAAUGAGAUUGCCAUGAAAAAUAAGCAGAAUUUCAUAAAUCUACACAGCAAUUUGGAUGAUAUUGUUAAACGCAAAUCCUUAGAAGUUUCAAUGUCACGUUCCGACCAACCUCAGCAAUGCAGUUUGCGUAAUAAAUUGCAAAAGAGUCAUACCACACAACUUCAAAGUUUAUAUGCUUUAAUUUCUUCUCCUGCGCGUAGAUAUCCAUCGGGAAAUAAUAACAAUACUCCAGAAACUAUAACAAUUAUACGUCCACCCAUUCAUCUGAGCACAGGUUGUGUACGUAAAUGUAGUAGUUUGCCAAAUUUGCGAGACGAAACACUAGAGCAAAUUAACGUAAGUCAAACUCAGCAACAAACGCCACAAAAACAACAGCAGCAACAGAAACAUAAUCAGCAACCGUUGAAUGUAUCGACAGCGAUAACCACGUCACAUAUAGAACAAAAUUUGCAACAAACUAAAUCGCGCAAUUUACUACCCAUGUGCCAGAUACCAAUAUCAUGUAAUUCCACAGCGGCUUCGAUUGAGGAAAGAUUGAAUGUUUUUAGCCUACAACAACAGCAGCAGCAACAACAGCAAUGUCACACCCGGCAGCCAAAACAUAGAUGUUGUUGUGGUAGUGGUGUUAGCGGUGGUAUUGGAGCAAUUGGUAGUAACUUAAGUAAUCAUUCGAAUGCCUCAAUGGGCAGUAAUAAUGGUUCAGCUACAAUCACUUCUCAUCAUUCAAAUAAGGGUCAUCAUAUUACGGGCUCCACUUCAUCGGGUUCCUCGAAUCCACCAGCUUUUAAUCUAGUCAAAUUGUUUAUUAAACAGAAGAGCACAAAUUGUUCUCUCGAAGAUCAGCCGAGUGCUCAUACUUGUAUGGAUAUUUCUUCGGGUUGCUGGCCGUCAAGUGAUGCCAACAACUCAAGUUCCAGUUCGUCCUUGGAACAACGCUUGAGGAAGAAGAGUAUGAAUGAUUCGGGCAAAGGUUCAGCUUUAAGUAGACAUGACGAAGAAGCUGAUACUACAACAUCCACAUUCCAAAUGGAUGCUUCGGCUUCUACACCUAAAAAGCAACACCCAGGACGUUCUUCGGUGUUCUACGAGGAAGAUCCAAGUUCAAGUUCGACGGGUUCAUUGACCGCCACAAAUUCUCCAGCCCAUAGACGUAGAAGUAUGCCUUUACGUAAUCCCGCAUUAAAUCAAUUGGCUCUGCAGCUAAAUGGCAAUAACAAUUCAUCAGCUAGUCUCUUAUCUUCAGAUAAUACCUCAGAACAAUUGACCCAGGUGCAGCUAUCUGGCGGACAGGAAUCCUCUUCCUCAUCGGCCAAGGCAGCAGAACGUAAUAAGCAAAGAAGAUCUCGUGAUGCGUCCCGGCCCAUUUCAAAUGCUUCAUCUUCCGAAAUGAUUACCAGAUCUAUGCAAACAUCAUGUGGUUCCUUAAGUACCCGUAGCAGUUUAAGUGAUCGUUUCCGUUUUGUGCCACCCUCAUUUCUGGAAAAACUCAACAAUUUGGGCGAAGAAAAUCAAGCACCCAUCUAUGUCAUCUAUCCCAAUUAUGCGUUACCCGAUUUGGGCUUUGUAAAGACCUCAGCUACGCCAGAUGUUAUCUUUUCUCCAUUCAACUAUAAAAUGAAUAUGGGUGGUAACGCCUCGACAGCUUCAUCAUGUGCAUCUAUCAAGAAACGUUUCAGUCUAAUGUCGGGCAGCGAUGAAGACGAGAUUCUAAAGACUAUGGAUUACAAACAUGUGGUAGAUUGGCAUUCAUUGGCGACUUUAUUGCCUGGUGACUAUAGACGAAGAUUAAAACACAUUCCAGAAGUAAAUGGCAUUCUCAGUCACUUAGAAAGAGAACUAGCACAAAAACCUCUUUUCUGUUUAACGCCGCCAGUGAGACGUAAUCGCUCACAUAUUUGUGACUGCAAUCAAUAUUUCCAACGCGGUGAGCAACAGACAGAAGCCGCAGGUGGAUCUUCAAGUUCUGGAUCUAGUCAACAACCUUCGUCUGGUUACAGAGGCUCUUCGACGUUGCUUACCGAUUCGGAAUUUGAAAAUGCUAAUAAUAACGCUGCUGGAGGCGGUGAUAAUCUUAAACAGAUGUAUGUUUACCAAUACGAACAGCAGCGCAUGGAUUCGGGUGUAGAAAUGAGUCCCAAAGUGCAGUCUACACCCAUACCCAUGCCAAGGGGUAUAUUGCGCAAGAGUUCUUCGGCUGUGAGAAGCAAACGCAACUCAAUGAUUGAGCAAGAUGCUAAAUUAACAAAAUUAGAAAAAAGGCGAUCACUACAAGAGCCACCAUAUAAUUAUCACAUUGGCUCGGCCGAAGAAUUGGCUGAGGUAUUCGAAGAGGAAUCCUCAGGUGCCGAAAUAUAUGCCACACCACAGCCACGUACAUCAGAGAGAUUAUCACGUAAGGAUUUGGAUGCUAGGGCUAGAGCCGAAAACUUCUUGUCUUCUUUGCCACGCAAUGAAUUGAAAUAUUACGCCGAAAUAGCUUCAAUAUUAGAGUCUUCCGAACAACAAGUUCAGUAUGAUGCGGCUGCAUUGAAGAAGGAAGUUUCAAGAGCAUUGAGCCAACAGAAAAAGGUGUCGUUUAAUGAUAAAGAAGAGGCUGACAGCACACAAAACAAUUUGGUACACUUGCCCACAGAAACUCGGCAAAGAUUUUCAACACCACCAAAUUCACCAAAUAUUUCAAUGGCCACAACAGCUAACACUACUACUAAUAAUAAUACAACAUUACGGCAAACAACAACUGCUGCGGGGGCUGUUGCUCCUCCUGUUGCUACUAGACGUUGUUCGAAGCGCGAUGAAUUGGAAAAACAAAAAUUGGAAAGUAAUCGCUUUAAACGUUUACAAAUUCAAUGGGAAUUAAUGAGCAAAGAUUCGAGUAUGCUUAAGGAACUGGCACAAGCGGAACAAACAAAGAGUGGUGGUUCUACACCUACAUCCGCACUAGCUGCAGCUAAUGCUGCUGCUGCCGCUGCGGCACAAAAAUCACGCAUACCUCGUCCAGUUAGCUAUCCCGCUGGAAAAAGAACUGAUAAAAGUAAAAUUCCAAGAACAUCUACAACACCAAUUGAAUCCCCUCAUAAAAUUAAUAACAUUGCAAAUAAUACAAAAAUACCUAAACCACCUUCAUGUGCUAUCUCUCCACAACUUGCUAGAAUAUCAAAUCAAGCAGAUCCCACAAAAACAACAAGAUCACCAAGUCGUAUACAGCCACCGAAACGUUAUAGUAUGACAGCAGCUGCUGCGGCAACACCGUCACCAAUAACAACACCAACAUCAUCGGCAGGUACUACAACAAGAGCUCGUACACCUAAUAGUAGGGUGGCAGUAACUGCACCAAAUACUCCAAAGAAACGAGUGCAAUCACCCAGAACAAUUCCCAGAGUGCGAUAAAUAUGAAAGAUUGAUAAAUCGGUAAAA